This is a messenger RNA of Laccaria bicolor S238N-H82, 1158 nucleotides long. RefSeq lists its product as uncharacterized. The record is from RefSeq and is a predicted model, not a curated record. The coding region runs from base 1 to 1158 and encodes 385 amino acids. Gene Ontology annotation, biological process: lipid metabolic process. The transcript has 3 exons. NCBI's taxonomy places the organism in Eukaryota, Fungi, Basidiomycota, Agaricomycetes, Agaricales, Hydnangiaceae.
AUGGCCAACUCCUCCUCUGUUGCUAAAAGAAUACUUUCACAAGAUGAGCGGAAGAUGUACGCCGCGGAGACGCAACACAAUUUUCGAUGGAUAUCCCAGCUGGUCGCAACAUAUUCCCCUCACACAUUAAACAGUGCAGACCGAUUGCCCCCAGAACUGGAAUUAUGGAUCGCUGAAAUAGGUCAAUUCGCCGAAGUGGCAUACUGUCCAUUCAUGGAUGCUCUCUUUGAGCACCGAGAAGAACUAGGCAGAAUUGCGUUUCCGCUGGAACACUACCACAUGAUUCGCGGGGUCGAGCUUGUAGCUUCCUUCAAAGGCGCCGUUGCAAACCUCCCUGUAUCCGUCGUCCACUGCCCCAAGCGCUGUAGACUGAUUGUUGGGAUUUCUGGGACGUCCAGAAUCAGUCACGCGAUACAAGACCUACGCGUUUUAAAAACACGUCACCCUACAGGCCGGGGAUAUGUGCACACCGGUUUCUGGAACCUAUACCAGGGAAUUAGGGCCGAAGCCAUCUUGGCCAUAAAGAACGGUCUUCGCAGCCAUCCAGAAAAUGGGGAGUUGGUAUUGACAGGACACAGCAUGGGUGGAAGCAUCGCAUAUCUACUCCUCCUGGACCUGCUGACCGAUGAUAAAAGCCCACUUCAAAGGGGCUUACGUUUCAAAAUUGUUGUUUUUGGAGUCCCAAGAGCCGGCGAUGUCGGUCUGGUCCAAUAUCUUCGCGAAUUGAUGGCUUCCUACCGACGGCAGAAUGGGGAAGAGUCCAUGAAAGAAUAUUCAAUUAGGGGUUAUAAUGACGGCGUACCCGCAUUGCCCUUGUUGAGUUUCGGUUACCGUCACUUCGCUGAACAACCCAUAUAUACCAUAGAUGGACGACUAUACCGCAUCCCGUCGUCGGAAUCUGAACACACCCUAUUCCACGUUGUUGAAGAUGGUGACGAGUUGGAUGUACCAAUAUUCCCGCGCGGUGGACACAAUUACUAUAACCGGCGUGAGUUGGAGGUCUUUGUGACUAAACUGACAUGGAUUCAGAAAGCAGAGUUUCCGAAAGCAGGAUGGGAAGAGAGGUAUAUGACACUUUACGCCAAACAUUCUCACCACGCCCUACCAGAUAAUUGGCGCAGCCGACAGUCCAUUCCAGAUGAACAUAACGUGUCCUGA